AGCUUACAAAGACACUUAACUGCACACUUGACCACAAUAAAGGACCGAUGAGCGGUGGAAAUCACUGCUGACAAGACCGUAUGAGUGACGGGGGCUUCAACUGCCUGGACACCAGUCACUUUUUUUAAAAAGAUGGACUCAACAACGACAAAAGACGCGGAGAAGAAUUGUGUUCUGUGCUGCCAAGAGGUCGAGAUCUUCGCCUUGGGAAAAUGCGACCAUCCCGUUUGUUACCGCUGCUCCACCAAGAUGAGGGUGCUGUGCGAUCAGAAGUACUGCGCCGUCUGCCGGGAGGAGCUCGACAAGGUGGUGUUUGUGAAAAAACUGCAGGCCUUUCAGUCUCUGCCCUAUCAGCAGUUCCACUGUGAGAAAAAGUAUGACAUCUAUUUUGUGGAUGAGAAGAUCUAUGCCCACUACAGGCAUCUGCUGCUGCCCGAGUGUCUCCGCUGCUCAGAGCCCAAGGUUUUCUCCAGGUUUGAGGAGCUCGAGCAGCACAUGAGGAAGCAGCACGAGCUUUUCUGCUGCAAGCUCUGCACAAAGCAUCUAAAGAUCUUUUCCCAUGAACGGAAGUGGUAUAAUCGUAAGGAGCUGGCGCGUCACAGAGCGCAUGGAGACCCGGAUGACACCAGUCACAGAGGCCACCCGCUCUGCAAGUUCUGCGAUGACCGUUACCUUGAUAAUGACGAGCUGCUGAAACACCUGCGUAGGGAUCACUACUUCUGCCACUUCUGUGAUGCAGACGGCUCUCAGGAGUACUACAGUGAUUAUCAGUAUCUGAGUGAGCACUUCAGAGAGAGUCACUAUCUGUGCGAGGAAGGUCGCUGCGCCACAGAACAGUUCACUCACGCGUUUCGCUCCGAGAUUGACUACAAGGCUCACAAGGCUGCAGCACACAGCAAGAAUCGAGCAGAGGCUCGACAGAACCGCCACAUCGACCUGCAGUUUAACUACGCUCCAAGACAGCAGAGGCGAAAUGAAGGCAUGGUGACAGGCGAGGACUACGAGGAGGUGCGUCACAACCGAGGAGGAAGGGGAAGGCCUCACGGGGGACAGAAAAGCUGGAGGUACUCGAGAAAUGAGGAAGACAGGCAGGUGGAAGCUGCUUUGAGGGCAUCCAUUGCAAUGCGAAGACAAGAAGAGAGAGCAGCAGUGCAGGAGAGGAGUGCUCCCAAACACUGCAGAGAGGAGAGGGCAGAGAGGGCCGAGAGACCAGAACCGGAAGAGCUCAGACACCCGACCGGACAUUCCAAACAAGCGAGCAAACUUCCAGUAAAAACAAUGAAGAGCCAGAACCCGCGAGAUGUAGAAGAUGACUUCCCAGCUUUGGGAGCCACAGCUGCUGCACCUGUUGUAAAGUCAGCUCCUGCAGUGACUGCACCAUCCCACGUAGCUUUAAAGGAGGACGACUUCCCCAGCCUGUCGACUGCCACGCUCACAACCCCCAUGACCCCAGCUUACUCUGCGCAGCCUAAGAAGACGUCCUCUUUUCAAGAAGAGGAUUUCCCUGCUCUUGUCUCCAGAGUCCGGGCCCCCAAACCUGCAGCUGGUACCACCUCUGCUUGGUCCAACCACACAUCUGCAGCUAAGCCCAACACUCAUCCUCCUCCCUCCUCCAGACCUCCCCCACCCCUCUCUUCUGUAUCCUCUGGCCCUCAGCUCCUGUCCUCCUCAUCCUCGUCGUCUUCACGGAGGAAAAAGAAAGUGGGUGAGAACGGGAAAGCGUUGUCAAAUUACUCUCCCAUUCAUUCCGACGAUGAAAGCGGAGGAAUGACGCAGCAGGAGUUCCGCUCAGUGCCCACCAUGUUGGAUAUCUCCUCUCUGCUAACCGUUAAAGCAAGCAGCAGCAAAUCCUCAAACCCAGCUGUGACCUCGAGCGCUUCAAAUCCGACCCCCAACACCGAUCUCCCGACCCCAAAAGCCAACAAGAAGAAAAAACAGAAGAACCCAACUGCUCCCCCUACAUCUGCAACUACAACAUCAGACCUGGGAACAACUGUAAAUCCAGUCUCAGUGGAAACUACGGCACAAAAGGAAAACGUUCCUGAGAAAACGUGGAACAAACCGCUUUCCGGUCCUGUGACAGCGGCACUUACAAGUGGGCUGGCUAACGGCUACGCUGAGCAAUCACCACCCACUAGCAAAGAUAACGCUCCGGUAACAAAUCAUCCCAAUACGGAGCCUGCCGAUGAACAAGAGGAGGAGUUCCCUGCCCUCAUGACCAAAAAUCCACCACCAGGCUUUAAGACCUCUUUCCCAAUGAAGGCCUCAGCUCCAGCCCCAUCCUCCACCAUGCCCCUGCCUCCACCUGGCCUGGGUAUGUCAGCCCCUAAACCUCCCCCAGGGUUCACAGGGAUCCCCCUCAACAGCAAUGUGGUGGAGUCUACACCCCCAGUAGUCAACCUGCCUCCCAAAGUGCCGAGCAAUGGUUACCUGGUGCCAGAGGACUUCCGCGAGAGGAACCUGGAGCUGAUCCAGUCCAUUAGGAAGUACCUCAACGAUGACGAAUCAGAAUUCAACCAGUUCAAAAACUACUCUGCCCAGUUCAGACAGGGUGUGAUAUCAGCAGCCCAGUACCACCGUAGCUGUAAGGACCUGCUUGGCGAUGGCUUUAACCGCAUCUUCAAUGAGCUGCUUGUGCUCUUACCAGACACAGGCAAGCAGCAGGAGCUCCUGACUGCGCACGGAGACUGUAAGGCAUUGGAGAAGCAGUCUGGGGCUGGAGGAGGAAAGAAAAAUAAAAACAAGAAGAACGCCUGGCAGAUGCCUGCUACAGCGGUUAACAUGGCAGCUGAGCUGGACUGCCGGGUGUGCCCCACUUGCAGACAGGUGCUGGCCCCCAAAGACUUCAACUCCCACAAGACCCUGCACAUCACGGAGAGCGAGGAGUUCCCCUCCUUGCAGUCGAUUAGCCGCAUCAUCAGCUAGCCCCCCUUUCUCAGCCUUCCUCUGGUCCGUUUGCCAUUGCGAGGCGAAUUCAGUUCUGUGGUUCUGACACAGCCACGCAGCAGCCGGUGUGGGAAAGCAGCAGCUCAUUUCCUCUGGGAGGAGUCGGAGACCUAGUGUAGCAAAAGAAGAUGGUUCAUGGUGUUUCCACUUUGAUGGGGAGUAAUAUUGAUAGGUUUAUGUGAUUGGUUUACAGUUCAAGAUGCACAGGGUCGCCAUAUCUUAAAUCUUCUUUCAACUCUCAUCGUUUGAGGACGUCCCCAGCUGGCACUGGCACCGGCAACGUCUAAUCAGAACUCUAAAUUUAUUUAAUGAAAGCGGAGAGACGAGCCAGGGCUUUACUUGAAGAAUGCAACGCUCCCUAAUGCUGAAAUUAUAUUGAUUUUCUUUACUUUCUUUCUUUUUUACCUUGCUCGGGCAAGUUGAUAAAGUCUGCAUGAGUCUCCAGCUGUGCUGCUUGGUUAAAUAAGAUGUUCAGUUUGAAUAUUUAGCUUUAUAUUUAUAGCUGUCUAAUUGCUUUUAAUUGUUAAUUGCUCUAUGCAGGCCUGUCGACAGUGUCAGUGAAUGAACUCCUCAUUCAGGACGGUGUGUCAGAAAGUGAGCUGCUUCAGAAAUUAGAACAAAUUAUAGAUUCAUCAGUUGAAUGUUUUUUGUUUUCCUUUCAAUAAUCCCCAUUCUCUUUUAUUCCGUUUGCACAACUCACCAGUAGAUUUCAUAAUUUUGUUUAUGGACUGGUACAAUGUGGCCAUGAUGUUGCACAAGGUUUCAAAAGGAAAUUAAAGAACUGAACAAUGA
This is a messenger RNA of Oreochromis niloticus (Nile tilapia), 3738 nucleotides long. It is a transcript of the gene znf598, whose product is annotated as zinc finger protein 598. The record is from RefSeq and is a predicted model, not a curated record. Gene Ontology annotation, molecular function: ubiquitin protein ligase activity; ribosome binding. Gene Ontology annotation, biological process: rescue of stalled cytosolic ribosome; protein ubiquitination. The transcript is spliced from 13 exons. Lineage: Eukaryota; Metazoa; Chordata; Actinopteri; Cichliformes; Cichlidae. Bases 133 to 2925 code for a protein of 930 amino acids.